Messenger RNA from Sturnus vulgaris (Common starling), 552 nucleotides. The record is from RefSeq and is a predicted model, not a curated record. NCBI's taxonomy places the organism in Eukaryota, Metazoa, Chordata, Aves, Passeriformes, Sturnidae.
AUGGAGGAGCGGGGCGGCCGCGCCGGCGGCUUCAGGAAGGACACCGUGGAUCGCCUUCUCCGCCUCUAUUUCCGGGACGGGAGGACCCGAGUUAACACCGACGCGCAGCUGCUGAUGGCUGAGAUGCUGAAGGUCUUCGUCCGAGGACACCAGCCCGCAGGUGCUCCCAGACCCCUCUCACGGCCCUUCCCCUUCUUUCACUUGGGCUGUAGAAGCGGCGGCACGGGCAGCGCGGCAGGCUCAGGCAGAGGACCUGAAGAAGGUGGAUACGGAGCAGCUGGAGAAAGUGUUGCCACAGCUGCUUCUGGAUUUCUAGAAGCCUCCUGAAGCACAUCACCUGUCAGCAGACAGUUCCGACCUCACACAUGUCUCAGCCUCAGAGACACUCUGGGACGAACAGUCUCAACUUUUUCUUCCUCUGCCCUUUUGCUUCUGUUUCCUCUCUCCUUUACCAAGCACAACACAGCCCAAAGAAGCAAUGCUGUCAGAUAUUAUUUUUGAGAAGAGGCUGCCACAGGUUGUUUUGUUCAGCUGAGUGCAUAACUGGUUUCC